This is a messenger RNA of Rhineura floridana, 3250 nucleotides long. It is a transcript of the gene WDR36, whose product is annotated as WD repeat domain 36. Gene Ontology annotation, cellular component: Pwp2p-containing subcomplex of 90S preribosome; small-subunit processome. The coding region runs from base 136 to 2841 and encodes 901 amino acids. NCBI's taxonomy places the organism in Eukaryota, Metazoa, Chordata, Lepidosauria, Squamata, Rhineuridae. Gene Ontology annotation, molecular function: protein binding. Gene Ontology annotation, biological process: rRNA processing. The transcript is spliced from 23 exons. The record is from RefSeq and is a predicted model, not a curated record.
CACUUUUACAAGAGCACAAGGGUUAACUAAAAGCGCCGGAAGUAGCAGGAAUUUUCGGAAUACGCAGAGUCUCCGUCUCGAGCUUUAUACAACGUGGUAUGGUCGGUGGUGUGUGCCGGUCGCGCAGGAGAGGGGAUGUCACUGUCGGGCAACGCCAAUGAGGUCGCCCCCACUGGGGGCAGCACGCUCUUCGCGGCCUUCCGCGCGCUUGGUCUUUAUUCCAACCAUUUGGCGCACGUGCUGCGCUACCACCACCGCCACAGAGAGUUCUACCUGGUCACUGCUGUGGGGAAGAGUUUCCAUACUUACAACGUGAAGAAACUAGGCAUAGCUGCUGUUAGCAAUGCUUUGCCACAGAAUAUUACAUGUUUGGCAGCUGACAGAAUGUUGGUCUUUGCAUCUUGUGGCAGUCUUCUCCAUGCUUUUGCUCGGAACAAAGAGGUGGUUCACACUUACAAAGGUCACAAAGCAGAUGUUCAUCUUGUGCUGCCAUUUGGGGAUCAUGUGAUUUCUGUUGAUAGCGAUAACAUUGUUAUUAUUUGGGAUGUAGAGUCAGAAGAAGAAUACUUGCAGAUGAAUUUUGAUAAGACGGUGUUUGCAGUUUCUGCAAUUAUGCACCCAAGUACCUACUUGAAUAAAAUUCUUCUCGGUAGUGAGCAAGGAAAUCUACAGUUGUGGAAUGUAAAAUCCAACAAACUUUUAUAUACAUUUCCAGGGUGGGGUACAGGAGUGACAGUCCUUCAACAGGCACCAGCUGUGGAUGUUAUUGCAGUAGGCCUUGUGUCUGGCCAUAUCAUAGUGCACAAUAUUAAAUUUGAUGAAAUACUGAUGAAAUUUCAACAAGACUGGGGUCCCAUAACAGCAAUAUCAUUCCGUACAGAUGGACAUCCAGUUAUGGCUGCUGGAAGUCCUGUUGGGCAUAUUGGGUUGUGGGAUCUAGAAGAAAAGAAACUUCAGGGCCAGAUGAGAGAUGCCCAUUCCACAGCAGUUUCGGGUAUGUCAUUUGUCCAAGGAGAGCCACUUCUUAUUACCAAUGGCUCGGAUAAUGCUAUAAGGGUAUGGAUCUUUGAUGGCCCUGGAGGAAAUGGUAGAUUGCUAAGACACCGUAUGGGACAUAGUGCACCUCCAACAAAAAUCAGAUAUCAUGGGCAAAAUGGACAGCAAAUUCUUAGUGCUGGUCAAGAUGGUACCUUACAGUCAUUUUCCACAGUGCAUGAAAGAUUUAAUAAAAGUUUAGGACGUGGUUCCAUAAAUAAAAAGAAGUCAAAAAAGAAAGGCCUGCGAUAUGACACAUUGGCACUUCCACCUAUUACAACAUUUGCCACAGAAAUAGCCCGUCAAAGUGACUGGGAUGGGAUCAUUGCUUGCCAUCAAGGUUAUGUAACCUGUACUACUUGGAAUUACCAGAAAACUUCAAUGGGAAUUCAUAAACUGACGCCAAAAGACUUCAGCAAAAAUAAACCUCUUGGUGUAUAUGCAACAGCAGUAGAUAUCACUUCCUGUGGAAACUUUGCUGUAAUUGGACUUACCACAGGGCAUGUCGAUGUAUACAACAUGCAGUCUGGCAUUCACAGAGGACGUUAUGGCAAAGAAAAAGCUCAUGAAGGCUCCAUAAGAGGACUAGCAGUGGAUGGAUUAAACCAGCUUACAAUCACAACAGGAAGUGAAGGAUUGAUCAAAUUCUGGAACUUCAAGACCACAAAAUUUACUCACUCAAUUAAUCUUUCUACUUCUCCAAGUAAAAUGUUGCUUCACAGAGACAGUGGUAUUCUAGGAAUUGCUAUGGAUGACUUUAGCAUUAGUGUUCUGGAUAUAGAAACACGAAAAAUUGUGAGGAAGUUUUCAGGGCACCAAGGCCAGAUAAAUGACAUGACUUUCAGUUCUGAUGGUCGUUGGCUAAUAACUGCAUCUGUGGACUGUACCAUUAGAACUUGGGACCUACCUUCUGGAUGCCUUGUUGACUAUUUCCUAUUAGAUUCAGUGGCGGUAAGCAUUGCUAUGUCUCCUACUGGAGAUUUCCUAGCUUCUUCCCAUGUGGAUGAUCUUGGAAUUUACUUAUGGUCUAACCGUUCCUUGUAUUCGCUUGUCUCUUUGCGUCCACUUUCACCAGAUUAUGAGCCUUCCGUUGUAAUGCUUCCUGGAACCUGUCCAGCUCAAGAUGUGGAUGUCACAGAACAGGAAGAAAUAAGUGAUGAGAUGAUAGAAUACGAUUCUCCAGAGCAACUGGGAGAAACAUUAGUGACCCUUUCUAUGCUGCCGAAAUCUAGAUGGAGGAACCUGCUCAAUCUUGAUAUUAUUAAGCAAAAGAAUAAACCCAAAGAGCCACCAAAAGUGCCAAAAUCUGCACCAUUCUUCAUCCCCACAGUUCCUGGCCUCAUACCACGAUACGCUUCUGUUGAACAUGAAAAUGACGGACAUCAGUCAAAAGUAGUAAAUCUUGGAGUACUGGCACAAAAAUCUGAGUUCCACUUGCAGCUUGAAGAAGCCCUGAAGAACAGCAACUAUAAAUCUCCACUUAGUAUUCUGAAGGACAUGGGACCAUCUAGUAUUGAGGCAGAACUGAGAGGCCUGUCACCUGAUGGUGGUGGCUCUGUCAAAGUGAUGCAGAGCUUUCUAAGAAUGAUUGAGGCAAUGUUGAAUACAAAAUGUGACUUUGAACUGGCUCAAGCAUACCUUGCAUUGUUUCUAAAGUUGCACUUAAAAAUCCUUUCAUCAGAACCAACUUUGCUAGCAGAAGUAUCCAGACUGUCACCCCAGCUUGAGGAAAUCUGGAUGCAUUUACAGACUCUUUUCAACCAAAGUCUUUGCAUUUUAAAUUAUAUGAAGACUGCUUUGUUAUGAAGUACUUUUUAUUCUGUAAGAAUAAGAUCUUGACUCUCCAGUUUCAAGUAUAAAGAAUGUCUAAUAAUGGAUAUUUUAUAAUGAUAUUUUAUAUCUUAUGUUUUUGAAAGUGCAGCUUCAAUUGGUAACUUCAUUUUGUUGAAAUUUAAAUAUGAAUCUGUGCUGUUUUCACAAAUUUAGUGUGCAGUUUUAAUUUAAUAACUGCAAAUACAGUAAAGUUAUCUGUUCACAGUUAAGUUAUGUUUAAUAUGAAACAACACUUGCUAUGCAGUAAUAAAUCUAAACAACAAAUUGUAAGAGCUGGUGAAUUAUUCAGGAGCAUUUGAUGCAAAGCAAGUGUGGCCUUAAUCAGCUGCCUAGCUGGUAAACCCAUUAAAGAGUGAGGCAAUAAAAGUGGUAAAGAUGUGAA